Lagopus leucura (white-tailed ptarmigan) is the source of this 3984-nucleotide messenger RNA. It is a transcript of the gene DHRS7B, whose product is annotated as dehydrogenase/reductase 7B. NCBI's taxonomy places the organism in Eukaryota, Metazoa, Chordata, Aves, Galliformes, Phasianidae. Gene Ontology annotation, molecular function: oxidoreductase activity. Bases 1793 to 2722 code for a protein of 309 amino acids. Gene Ontology annotation, cellular component: membrane. The record is from RefSeq and is a predicted model, not a curated record. The transcript has 7 exons.
GAAAGAAGCCUCGAACCGAAUCAAAGAGGCGGGAAGAUUUGUGCCAGAACGAUUCGUCAAAUACACAGCGCGGCUCCUAGAAGCGUGUUUUACCUCUCUUUCUGUAACACUGAGCAAGGAUGCUCUAUCGAUAACAGUUUUACAUCAUCGUAUUCAUGACCACGUUCAGUUAUCAUUGAAACACGGCAGAUCUUCUACAUUGUUUCAGGUAACAGCCCUCAGCACAUCGAGGCUGUGCUGUUAGAAGUUAACCCCGACUAUUGGAACACGAGUUCACCCACCUGGGCACACCUCAGGCCAUUGUUUGCCCCUUGGUGCCAUCAGCUCAGAGCAGAGCUCACAGCUGCAGAGCCCUGCCUGCUCCGUGGCACUUCUACAGCUACCAUUGCUGCUUCUGAUAACUCCAGCUGGGUUCAAGCAUUCUUCUUCCUCCUAAACCUCUUCUGCCCCCCACACGAAGGAGUUCAGGCAGAGCAGUUCUAUCCAGCAUUUGGAUUCCUUCUUAACAUUUGUGUAUUUUUGACGUGAUUUUCUGUUCAUAAGAGUAGAAGUGAGUACUGCAAGCAUAGAUUGGCAUUCCAUUAAUUCAACCAUUUGAAUGGAGUCAUUGUUUUUUCCUCUUUAGACUUAAGCUGAGGUUUCUGAAACUUGUUCUACCAUUUAUGGGGAUCUUUCACAUCAGAAAAAUUGUCAGCACUGUUUAUGUUUAAUCACUGAUUUUCUCUUUUUCCCCCAUCCUAAACAUCUAAGUUUGAUUUUAGUUUCUUUCUAAAGUAGUCAGGUCACUGAAGAUGUUUGAGCAAUGCAAGUAAUUUUCACUUCUCUUGGCUUUAAAAAGAUUUAGCAAGUUUGGUCAGUGGAACAAAACACCCAUUUCUCUCAUAAAUACCAGGUUCUGAUGCACUGUGUGGUACAAAACUCCUCUGUAUGUUCACUUCAGCUCAAAGUUCUCAAGAAUUCUCAGGAAAGAAAAAAAAAAAAAAAAAAAAAAAAAAAACCUUUUUCCUUUAACUAGCAUAGCAGCCAUUUUAGAGCAUACACUAUUGCAGUGCCAUAAUGGGAUGAUAAUAACAAGGUGGCAGAGCCUUCACCUACAGCAAACAAGAGCAGGCCCAAAUACAACAACCAUAGGUACAGAAACAAAGAAAAAGAGCUGCUUACCUUUAGAAAAUCUCAUGCAGCAGGAAUCUCUAGCAAGAGAUGCUCUCAUCUUCACUGCCAGCCCUUAAAUGAGGUCUGGGAAGGGGCGGAUGCUGGCUCUACCCUUGCAGUCACUCAGAUGCAUUGCACACACUUGAGCUCCCCUGGGUUGGCCCUGCCUUCCCACCAGGUGCUCAAUCACUGCUUCAAGCCCUGCCUCAGCAUUGCCACAGCUAUAAAAUCAGAGUGCCUUCAAACUGAUUCAAGUAAGAGUUGUUUUCCCUUUCCCUUGGUGCGUAAAGAAUAUUUAGUGGAGGCUCUGAAGUCAGCACUGGAGAUUAUUUAAUACUAGAAAUAAUCAGAUGUUCAUCAAAAGUUUUACCUUUCAACACAGCUCUGUUUCUUUCAUGUAUGGGUUAAGUUACCCCCAGGUUUCAAAGGUCACAGAGCAUACUCCUGAGGCUUGUUUUUAGAGGCUGUGCCUGCAUUGGGCAGAGCAUGCUUGCUUGGACUGCUGCCAUUUUGUAAUUGAAGUCAGAUCUGUCCUGUGAAAAGACCAGAAGGAGACACCACCUCAUAGAGGCUCUGGCAAGUGAGGCCCCUUCAAAGUCCGUUUCCUUCACCUAGGAAGGCUGUUCAGAAAGGAAGACUCAUGGACCUCACAUCCACUGUCAUCAUCCCGCUGCUUUUCGGCAGCCUGGGGAUCUUCUCCCUUUUCCGGCUGCUGCAGUGGAUGCGGAUGCGCGCUUACCUCCGAGGAGCAGUGGUGGUGAUCACAGGGGCCACCUCUGGCCUGGGGAAAGAAUGUGCAAAGGCCUUCCAUGCAGCUGGCUCCAGGGUGGUGCUCUGCGGCAGAGACAGUGAGAAACUCAAAGACCUGGCACAGGAACUUUCUGCCAUGACCGAUCACCGAAAGAACAUGCACAAACCUCACACUGUGGUGUUUGACCUCUCGGACACUAAAACCAUUCUAAGUGCUGCUGUAGAGAUUCUGAAGUACCUGGGCCAUGUGGACAUACUGAUCAACAAUGCAGGCAUCAGUUACCGAGGCACAAUUGUAGAGACAGGUCUGGAUGUGGACAAGAAAGUGAUGGAAACCAAUUAUUUUGGUCCCAUAGCCCUCACCAAAGCACUUCUCCCUUCCAUGAUCAAGAGGAGACAAGGCCAUAUUGUGGCCAUCAGCAGUGUUCAAGGCAAAAUAAGCAUUCCUUUCAGAUCAGCAUAUGCUGCCUCUAAGCAUGCUACCCAGGCCUUCUUUGAUUGCCUGCGAGCAGAGGUUGAGCAGUAUGACAUUGAUGUGACGGUUAUAAGCCCUGGAUACAUCCAAACAAACCUUUCUCUCAAUGCUGUCACAGCAGAUGGAUCUCGCUAUGGAGUUAUGGACAAGAACACUGCUGAAGGCCAGACAGCUGCAGAGGUCGCUCAGGUGGUUCUCUAUGCAGUGGGGCAGAAGAAGAAGGAAGUCCUUGUGGCUGGCCUAAAGCCCUCCCUGGCUGUAUACCUACGAAACCUCUUUCCCAGGCUUUUCUUCAACUUAAUGGCAACUAGAGCAAAAAAGGAGAGAAAAACAAAGGACUCUUAGGGCUCAGCUCAUUCGAGCAGUAACUGUAGGGAGAGAGUAACGUCCUGCAGUUUGGCUGGGACAUCAGUGGAAGUGCUCCUGUGGGAAAAACCUUUCUCUAAAUGCUGCAACUUACCAUUGCAUGGAGAGUGAGAAGCAGUGUCCCCCACGACGGGGCAGGCCCACGUGCCAGAUUACAGCACCUGAACCUCCCUGAAGAAGGGUGCUUGGAACAAAGUGUGGGAGCUGAAGCUGCAAGAGAGGGUAACUGUAGGUAUGUACACACUUCACAGCAGGAGAAGCCCAUGUGCUGAAAGACACUUUACCUCACCUCAGGCACGCUCAGCUUUACUGGCCUGCUACAACUAAAACCCACUUGGUUUGCCUUCAUGCCCCCUGUGGCCUCUGAAAUACAGUCUCCAGCUGAGAGCUUGCAUGAUCAGUGUCUCCUUCCCACUCCUUCCAAUCUCAUCCAAAACGCAUUGCUUGUAGUGGAAAACUUCUGAGCCUCUGCUUGUUCAUGUGCCAAACCAUCUGAUAUGUUAAGCUAAAGCUAAGUCCAGUGCCAUUUUUAAAAAGUAACUCAUGUAGAAUGCAGGUUUUAUGUGGAAAUGAUGUUAUCUGUCUGAUUGGUACCUUACCAAGGUGUGGGGCUGUGACACUGUGCCACCUGGCACCACGGUGUUAAUGCAACACAGGUUAAUGCAGGAGUAGCACCAGACAGAUAAAAAAUAGCAGGGCAGCUAUUAGCUGAUAGACACCUGGUCCUCCUGCUGGCCUAGAGCACAGAGCAGGCGUGAUUCUUUAGCUGCCAGGCACACCAUAUUCCUGGCAAGCAGAAAGGAUCUGUGUGUAGGGUGGAUGACACAGGAGACAGACCCUUAGUUCUCACCUGACUUAAACCAGUCCCAGGUGCCAGUUAGGAUCACAUCCAGGGAGAGGAGGAGAGCUGCUUGCACAGACAGCACAGGUUACAAGGAGUUCUUCAGCCUGAAGGAAUGCCAUACUCCAUUCUUCACCCCUUUGCAUUUCCACACUGCAUACAACUUGUUCCUCCUCCCAGAGAAGGUGUAUCCUGCCCUGUGUGAUCCCAGCAACACUAGGAAAAAUAAAUGGCUGCACUGGGAUGGUUCAGAAGACAGAAAUAUAUAAAUUAAAAGAAAGCUUAUGAGGUCCAAACUGCUGCCACCUCCAUGCACUUAGCAGCACUCUCCCAGUGUACUGCCUUGUAUGUCCUGCCUGUGAGUGUGUAUCUGAUGACAAAUAAAUUACGUUGCCAUAAA